AAAGAGAGAAAUGCAAUAUUUUGAUUGUUUUUGUUGGGAGAAGAGAUUCAUCAGAUCCAUCUCCUUCAACUGCUGAGAAUCAGAUCGUUGUCUUCUCUCCUUCUUCUUCGUCGUCGUCCUCAUCUUCUUCACUGAAAUCAUGUUUUCGAUUUCUUAUUUCGAACCCUAAUUUUCUCCCUCCCUCCAUCCCUCCUUCAUUAUUCAUUCAUCCUCAGCAACAUUUUACAGCGACGAUCGAAAAUGUAUAUGGCAUACGGAUGGCCGCAUGUGAUGCCAAUUGAAUCAGGGAUUUCUCUAUCUUCUCAACGAAUCAUUUAUCUCAAAGUCACCAAUCGUUUGUUGCUCGUUGUUGCUCCUUCUCAUUUCGAGCUUUGGAGCUCUUCUCAGUAUAAGGUGAGACUAGGGAAGUAUAAAAGAGAUUCAAGCUCAAUCCAGAGAGAAGGUGAGAAUAUACAGGCUGUGUGGAGUCCAGAUUCAAAAUUGGUUGCUGUUCUUACUUCUUCUUUCUACCUUCACAUAUUUAAGGUGCAAUUCACUGAUAAAAGAAUACACAUUGGGGGAAGGCAGCCAUCAGCACUGUUUCUUGCAAAUAUCAAUCUUGUUUUGAAUGAGCAGGUCCCUUUUUCUGUCAAGGAUUUAACAGUGAGCAAUUUCGUAUGUGAUAGUAAACAUUUGCUGAUUGGACUCUCUAAUGGAUCCUUAUAUACUAUAUCAUGGAAAGGGGAGUUCUGUGGUGCUUCUGUUAUUGACUUCCGUGUUGGUGAAAGUAAUGAGAUUAUUAGAGCACCUGAUUGUUUUGAAAAUGGCUGUGCAACAGGAAGAAGUCCAGAAGUAAAUCAUGUAGACUCAACACUAUCUGGACUCCCUUCCAUUGUGAGAUUGGAGCUUUCAUUGUUGUUGAGGAUGCUUUUUAUUCUUUUUUCUGAUGGGAAACUUGUACUCUGCUCUGUAAGCAAAAGGGGCCUUAAGCAAACCGAGUCUAUAAAAGCAGAAAAGAUACUUGGUUCAGGAGAUUCUGUGUGUGCUUCAGUAGCUUCUGAUCAGCAAAUUCUUGCAGUUGGUACCAGAAAAGGGACUGUUGAGUUGUAUGACCUAGCUGGAUCUGCUUCACUAAUGCGCAUUGUUUCCUUGUAUGAUUGGGGGUAUUCCACUGAGGAUACUGGUCCCGUCAGUUGUAUUGCAUGGACGCCUGAUAAUUCCGCCUUUGCAGUAGGAUGGAAGCUUAGAGGACUUACUGUUUGGUCUGUCUCAGGAUGUCGUUUAAUGUCUACUAUUCGUCAAGUUGGUUUGAGAUCCGCCUCUUCCCCUGUAGCUAAGCCAAAUCCUGAUCGGAAAUAUGAGCCUUUAAUGGCUGGUGCAGCUACACUACACUGGGAUGAAUAUGGAUACAGGCUGUAUGCGGUGGAGGAAACAUCUUCAGAGAGAAUUCUUGCAUUCUCGUUUGGUAAAUGUUGCCUUAACAGAGGAGUUUCAGGCUCAACAUCUGUUCGGCAGGUGAUCUACGGUGAAGAUCGUAUUCUUCUUGUGCAGUCUGAGGAGACAGAUGAGCUUAAAAUGUUGCACCUUAAUCUUCCAGUCUCUUACAUCUCACAGAAUUGGCCAGUUUUACACGUGGCAGCUAGUUUUGAUGGAACAUUCUUGGCAGUUGCUGGUCUUCAUGGGUUGAUAUUGUAUGAUGUACGUCUAAAAAAAUGGCGAUUCUUUGGAGAUAUUACUCAAGAACAGAAGAUUGAGUGCAAGGGUUUGUUGUGGCUGGGGAAAAUUGUUGUUGUCUGCAAUUAUGUCGGCUCAUCUAACACGUAUGAGUUGCUAUUUUAUCCUAGAUAUCACCUUGAUCAAAGCUCACUAUUGUGUAAAAAAACGUUGCUGACGAAGCCGAUAGUCAUGGAUGUUUAUCAAGAUUAUAUACUUGUAGCCUAUCACCCAUUUGAUGUCCAUAUAUACCAUGUGAAAUUAUCUGGUGAAUUGACCCCUACAAGUAAUCCAGAUUUACAGCUUUCUACAGUACGAGAGCUGUCCAUCAUGACCGCAAAGAGCCCUCCGGCAUCUAUGCGAUUCAUACCAGAUCGAUUUUAUAAGGAUUAUGCUUCAGUAAAACACAAGUCAUCUGAAGAGCCUGUGAGAUGUUUAAUAUUACGUGGAAAUGGGGAGCUGUCCCUUCUAGAUAUGAAUGAUGGACAUGAACUGGAGCUGACAGAUUCUGUUGAACUGUUUUGGGUUACAUGUGGCCAAUUAGAUGUCAAAGAAAAUCUCAUUGAAGAAAUUUCUUGGUUGGAUUAUGGUCAUCGAGGAAUGCAGGUGUGGUAUCCAUCUCCAGGUGCUGACCCUUUCAAGCAAGAGGACUUCUUGCAGCUGGAUCCCGAUCUGGAAUUUGAUCGUGAAAUCUAUCCUCUGGGACUACUUUCAAAUGCUGGAGUAGUGGUUGGUGUUUGCCAGAGAAUGUCAUUUUCUGCUUGUACAGAGUUUCCAUGUUUUGAGCCAUCUCCCCAAGCACAAACUAUAUUGCAUUGCUUGCUUCGUCACCUCCUUCAGAGGGACAAGAUUGAGGAAGCUUUAAAGUUGGCACAAUUAUCAGCAGAAAAACCCCAUUUCUCCCAUUGUCUUGAAUGGCUCCUAUUUACAGUAUUUGAAGCUGAAAUUUCAAGGCAAAGCUUGAACAAAAAUCAGAAGGCAGUCUCUAAUCACAAGCCUAGUAGAUCUCUUAUGGAGAAGACAUGUGACUUGAUCAGAAAUUUUCCUGAAUAUCACAAUGUUGUCGUGAGUGUUGCUAGGAAAACAGAUGGUCGACACUGGGCAGAUUUGUUUUUUGCAGCUGGUAGAUCAACAGAGUUGUUUGAGGAGUGUUUCCAGAGAAGAUGGUACCAAAUUGCCGUUUGCUACAUUCUUGUCAUUGCAAAACUUGAAGGUCCUGCCGUAAGUCAGUACUGUGCUUUGCGCUUGUUACAGGCAACUCUUGAUGAUUCUUUGUAUGAACUUGCCGGGGAACUGGUGAGGUUUUUGCUGAGAUCUGGAAGAGAGUAUGAGCAGACACCGACAGAAGAUGGGGUUUCACCUAGAUUCUUGGGUUAUUUUCUUUUCUCUUCAAAGAAGCAGCCUUUUGAUUCCAAGACCAUCAGCCCGCAUAAAGAACAUAGUGCUCACGUCGCUUCUGUUAGGAAUAUUUUGGAAAGCCAUGCUAGCUAUUUAAUGUCAGGGAAGGAGCUGUCAAAGUUUGUUGCUUUUGUGAAGGGCACUCAAUUUGAUGUGGUGGAAUUCCUCCAACGAGAAAGAUAUGGAUGUGCUCAUUUAGAAAACUUUGCUUCCGGUCUUGAACUCAUUGGGCAAAAGCUUCAAAUGGAUACACUUCAAAGUCGGUUGGAUGCAGAAUUUCUCUUGGCUCACAUGUGCUCUGUCAAAUUCAAAGAAUGGAUUGUUGUCCUUGCCACUCUGUUGAGAAGAUCUGAGGUACUCUUUGAUUUAUUUCGGCAUGAUGCACGUCUAUGGAAAGCAUAUUGUGUUACUCUCCAGUCGCAACCUGCAUUUGCUGAGUACCAUGAUUUGCUUGAAGAACUGGAAGAAAGGCUCUCAUCUAUUCCAAGUUUUCAGGAGGUAUGACGUCGAAGUCGCAAAGUUGUAAGCUUUUUGGCUGUUAUUGAUUUUGAUCAGUGAGCUGCCUAGGCAAAGAGCCCUUACUACCUUAAAUGAGAAUUUCCACUUGAUAGGGUUCACCUAUUUAUUAUGUGUAGGAGCAGCAAUAGUAUAUCAUUUAACAUUUUUUGGCAUAUCAUAUGAUUAGAUUUAUAGCAUCUUCCCCCGGUUGUACAUAAAAGCUAGAAGCUAGGAUGCAGGCCAUGCAGCCAUGAGCCGUGGUUGCUGCUGCCUGCUGGCAGUUGACAAGCCUGGAUCAAUAUGUAUCAUUUGUAUCCUGAUUUUGUAUUGAUUGAUACGGAGUAAUAGUAUAUGGAUGUCCCUACUAAUAUGGAAAUGUUCCAUAUUCUAUUACUUUUGGCAUGCACAUAAUAUAAAUAUUACUAUCUUCUGAUGGUAAUGCAUUAUGUAAAGAUUAUGUUUAGGGCAUGCAUUAUGUAAAGAGUUUCUAUUACUUUUGGCAUGCACAUAAUAUAAAUAAUUACUAUCUUCUGUUGGUCUUA
Spinacia oleracea (spinach) is the source of this 4130-nucleotide messenger RNA. RefSeq lists its product as uncharacterized. The transcript has 23 exons. Lineage: Eukaryota; Viridiplantae; Streptophyta; Magnoliopsida; Caryophyllales; Amaranthaceae. Bases 241 to 3594 code for a protein of 1117 amino acids. Gene Ontology annotation, biological process: intracellular protein transport; retrograde transport, endosome to Golgi. The record is from RefSeq and is a predicted model, not a curated record. Gene Ontology annotation, molecular function: protein binding. Gene Ontology annotation, cellular component: Ric1-Rgp1 guanyl-nucleotide exchange factor complex; cytosol; Golgi membrane.